This is a messenger RNA of Oryzias latipes (Japanese medaka), 1551 nucleotides long. It is a transcript of the gene paqr7a, whose product is annotated as progestin and adipoQ receptor family member VII, a. Gene Ontology annotation, cellular component: plasma membrane. NCBI's taxonomy places the organism in Eukaryota, Metazoa, Chordata, Actinopteri, Beloniformes, Adrianichthyidae. The record is from RefSeq and is marked provisional. Gene Ontology annotation, biological process: response to steroid hormone. Gene Ontology annotation, molecular function: steroid binding; nuclear steroid receptor activity.
CUUGAUGCAAACCGUCAAAAGAUCAAUCUGUUGAUCGGAGUCUGCUGGACGCGCAGGGAGGAAGAGGAAGAGGACGAACCCGGCUCCUCAGGACCCCCAACCCUGCAGCGCGCCAUGGCCACCAUUGUGAUGGAGAGCAUUGGGCGAGUGUUCAUCAGCCUGCAGCAGAUCCGGCAGCUUCCCCGCAUGCUGACCCAAGCUGCGCCCUCCAUGCCGGGCACCUUGAGGGACACAGAGGUCCCCUUCUACUUUAGGGAACGGUACGUCCACUAUGGCUACAGACCUUUGGACCAGAAUUGGCGCUAUUACUUCCUGUCCAUGUUCCAGCGCCACAACGAGACCAUUAACGUGUGGACCCACCUGCUGGCCUUCCUGGUGUUCCUGGUGAAGUUUCACCAGCUGUCUGAGACUGUGGAUUUUGUCAGCGACUCUCAUUCGUGGCCCCUACUCGUCCUGGUCCUGUCCUCUCUGACAUACUCGGCGCUCAGCGCCGCGGCUCAUUUGCUGGGAGGCAAAUCUGAGCUCUGCCACUACUGCUUCUUCUUCCUGGACUACGUCGGGGUGGCGCAGUACCAGUACGGCAGUGCUGUGGUGCAUUAUUACUUCGCCGUAGAGGAGGGUCUGCACCAACGGGUGAGUGGGAUCUUCCUGCCUGUUGCCGCCCUCCUCAGCUGCCUGUCCUGCCUGGGGUGCUGCUAUGGCAAAUACUGCAACCACAGCCUACCGCCGUGGGUUCGUAAGGUGUGCCAGGUGGUGCCUUCAACGCUGGCCUACGUCUGGGACAGCAGUCCCGUCGCAUGGAGACUGUGGGCGUGGUCCAGCAACGACCCCGCCGUCGUCUACCACUUCGGUCAGGUGGCCUUCUUUCUCAGCUGUGCCUUCUUUUUCACCUUCCCCGUGCUGGAGCGCCUCCUGCCGGGGCGCUGCGAUUUCCUGGGCCACAGUCACCAGCUGUUCCACGUUUUGCUGAGUUGCUGCACAUGGUGCCAGAUCCACGGCUCCUACCUGGAUUACGUGGGUCGUCGGGAGUUGUACCAGCGGCUGCACCGCGGCUGGGAGGCCGCUUUUGCCGUGGGGCUGUACGUGGUCACCUUCGGUGGCUGCGCCGCCAUUGCUGCCGUAAUGCUGCAGAAAGUCAAGCAUGUUCUUCAGCCCCAAAGUAAAUCCAAAUGAAAAACGGAAAAGGGAGGAUGAGCAAGUCAUGACGCUAACCGGAAGGCUUGCUGGUCAAAGAGCCUCAUGAAAGGAUUUCUUACUCUUAACGGCAUGGAGGAAAGUUUAUUCUUAGUUAACAAAUUUAAAUUACAUUCAGGAUUUUCAUUGUUUUAAAGUAAAAAAUUAACAAUCGAUAAAUCCGAGAAGCGCACAGAGGAAUUUGAGUUCUUUUAGAGCAGCUGAUGUCUUUCGUUGCUGAAUCUGUCGGCCUGCUGAACAUACAAGAAUUUCAGAUCUGUCCAAAAAAGACUUUCACUAAACAUUUCACUUAAAAGGUUGAUAAAAACAGGUUGGUUAAUUAUGCUGUGAUUUCUUUGAUAAAAGCUUCUGGAUAAA